This is a messenger RNA of Hyaloscypha bicolor E, 998 nucleotides long. RefSeq lists its product as uncharacterized. Bases 151 to 840 code for a protein of 229 amino acids. The record is from RefSeq and is a predicted model, not a curated record. The transcript is spliced from 2 exons. NCBI's taxonomy places the organism in Eukaryota, Fungi, Ascomycota, Leotiomycetes, Helotiales, Hyaloscyphaceae.
ACUACCGGUAAUCUUCACAUCAUAUUUCCAAGUCACAUACCUCGAGACCUCACUUUCCUAUAAAACUUUUUGGUCCGUCUCUUCUUUGUUAACUUCUCCUGCUGCCAAAUCUGCGUCGAAGGCCCUGAAAUACUUCCCACGAGUAGCAACAUGGAGAGUACCACUAGCCUGAUAACCUUCGCCCUCUUCCCCCUCCUUCCCACCGAGCUCCGUCUCAAGAUCUACAAGCACAUCCUAACCCUCUCCUCCCAACCCCGAAUCCUAAAGAUCUCCUACUCCCCCUCCCUAAAGCGCUACAUCUCCAACACCCCACCCCCCGUGCUCCUCUCAACCAGCUCCGAAUCCCGCGCCUACACCCUCCAAACCUACACCAAUCUCUUCCUUGGGCCCUCUUGCCCCUGGAGGCCCCGCCUCUCCCCUAUCAGCACCCAACACCGCUACCAAAACCCCUCCCCAACCCCAGGCCUGCCCAUCCCCAUCUGCUACGCAACAGACACGCUCUACAUCUCCUCGCUCUUCCCCCUGCUCACCACGCACCUGCACGACUUCCUCUGGAACCUGUCAACCUCCUCUUCGCGCCACCACAUCCAAUCCCUCUCCAUCGACCUCCGCGUCUGGAAUAUAUUGUGUGAGAACGGCUUUAUAGGCUUAUUGGCGAGGAUGAGGAGUCUGAAGGAGGUGUGUCUGGUGGUUGAGUUUGGGAGGUCUUUUGAGGGGGAGUUGGGAUUUUUAGAGGCGCCCGAUUGGAGGGUGGAUUUGAGGUGGGUUGCGGAGAGGGGGAGUGAGAGAGGGGUUAUGGUUAGGUGUGUUAUUUUGACCAAAGGUGGGGAGCAGGCUUGAAUGAAUUCAGAGAUUGAUGUUGAAUAGGGGGUGGGUGGCUUAGGGUGAGGUCUGGAUGUACUCGUAAUCGUACGUUCAUUUAUUUGCAGAUCUGGUGGAUCUUGACGAGCUUAGUUGACGAGUUCAUCUUUAUGACUCCGGAGACUCCAUCCUAUCAA